Messenger RNA from Westerdykella ornata, 1293 nucleotides. RefSeq names its product ornithine decarboxylase. The record is from RefSeq and is a predicted model, not a curated record. Gene Ontology annotation, molecular function: ornithine decarboxylase activity. Gene Ontology annotation, cellular component: cytoplasm. NCBI's taxonomy places the organism in Eukaryota, Fungi, Ascomycota, Dothideomycetes, Pleosporales, Sporormiaceae. The transcript is spliced from 3 exons. Bases 1 to 1293 code for a protein of 430 amino acids.
AUGGCACCUUCUGCUCUCGCGCCUGUCGUGGAUAAUUACGUGUCGUAUGACCAUGGCGCCAGUAAAUCAAAGCAGUUGAUCGGGGAAGCCCUCAAGGCCCGUGUAGAGGCUAUUGAUCAUGACGCCUGCAGCGUUGGCGAGGAAGACCCCUUCUUCGUAGCCGACCUGGGCGAGGUCUACCGCCAACACCUCCGUUGGAAGAAGAACCUGGGACGCGUCAAGCCGCACUAUGCCGUCAAGUGCAACCCGGACCCACAGGUGCUCCGCCUGCUGGCCGAAUUGGGCGUGGGCUUCGACUGCGCAUCCAAGACCGAGAUUGAGACCGUCCUGAAGAUGGGCGUGGACCCUUCCCGCAUCAUCUACGCCCAGCCCUGCAAGACCAAGUCGUACGUUCGCUAUGCAGCCCAGAGUCACGUCAAGCAGAUGACGUUUGAUAACGCCGACGAGUUAUACAAGACGAAGCAGCUCUUUCCUGAGGCCGAGUUGUAUUUGCGCAUCUUGACGGACGAUUCAGCCAGCCUGUGCCGUCUGAGCCAGAAGUUCGGAGCUUCUCUGGAUACUACCGCGGAGCUUUUGGAGCUUGCGAAGAAGCUCGAACUCAAUGUCGUUGGGGUCGCCUUCCAUGUUGGAUCUGGCGCUUCGGAUCCCAAGGCGUUCGUCAAGGCUGUCCAGGAUGCCCGUUUCGUCUUCGACCAAGCGGCGGCGCUCGGAUUCGAGAUGCACACGCUCGAUGUGGGUGGUGGUUUCACCGGCGACGAAACCUUUGAGCCCAUGGCCGCGGUCCUGUCGGCCUCGCUGGACGCAUACUUUCCGCCCUCGAUCCGAAUCAUCGCCGAGCCCGGUCGGUACUACGUCUCCACGGCCUUUACCAUUGCGUGCCAUGUCAUCGCACGCCGUAUCGUCAACGACGCGACCCUCGGCACUACGUCGUACAUGCUGUAUCUCAAUGAUGGUGUCUAUGGGAACUUUUCCAGCAUCAUCUUCGACCACCAGCAUCCCGUACCGCGCUUGCUGAAGUGCGGAAACGAGGUCAUGUACGAUGUUCGCCGCUCCGGCUACGAUACGCCAUCGGGGAUCGAGUACUCGCUCUGGGGCCCUACGUGCGAUGGCAUCGAUGUGAUUGCCCAGUCUUGCAACUUCCCUCAGGUGAUUGAUGUGGGGGAUUGGCUGUACUUUGAGGAUAUGGGAGCGUACACCAAGUGUUCCGCCACCCGCUUCAAUGGGUUCACGGAUAGCCACGAUGUCGUCUAUGUCUGCAGCGAGCCCGGGGCUGCGGCUCUGCUGGGCAUGUAG